Rhopalosiphum padi (bird cherry-oat aphid) is the source of this 2026-nucleotide messenger RNA. RefSeq lists its product as uncharacterized. Gene Ontology annotation, cellular component: nucleus. Lineage: Eukaryota; Metazoa; Arthropoda; Insecta; Hemiptera; Aphididae. The record is from RefSeq and is a predicted model, not a curated record.
UCGCUCGGCGGCGAGACACGGUCGUCGCGCGCGCCAGAUGAGCACAACCGUACAGUACAGGUCGUGUUCGAUAAGAAUAAGAUAUCGUUCUUUCCCGUGUCGUAGGUAUCCCGCCAAAUCUAAUCGCCAAUUUUCUUUAUCUCUUUCGUUUUAUCGUUUCCACCACACACCUCGACGGCAGCGCUCGUGGUCCCGACGCACCACCGCCGACCUCCACAGGCUCCACACUGCUUGCAACAGUCGCAACGGGUCCGGCAUUUAUUUCACGCACGGCUACCGCAGCAGAUGCCCAUGUCCAGAAUUCCGUCCUUCUCUGCGCUCGCUCGUCGCUCUCACUGAACGUUCGUUUCGGAGACAACAGCAUCGCCGUCCGCCACCUCUAGUGAAACGUGACACACACGCGGUUCGCAUUGUUUACACGGGAUACGAAGAGGCACACCGCCCGCCAUGUCUGCCAUUUCGGAAACCGUCGUUAAGGUAAACCGCCCCGACGACUGCUCCGCACCGCCGCUGUCAAAGGACGUGGUAGCCGGUCCCGAAAAGCCGCCGAAUAACGAACCCGCCGUGGUAGUGCCUAAGAUCGAAAAGGACGUCGACAACUACUGCUCCGCACCGCCGCCGUCAGAGGACGUGGUAGCCGGUCCCGAAAAGCCGCCGAAUAACGAACCCGCCGUGGUAGUGCCUAAGAUCGAAAAGGACGUCGACAACUACUGCUCCGCACCGCCGCCGUCAGAGGACGCGGUAGCCGGUCCCGAAAAGCCGCCGAAUAACGAACCCGCCGUGGUAGUGCCUAAGAUCGAAAAGGACGUCGACAACUACUGCUCCGCACCGCCGCCGUCAGAGGACGUGGUAGCCGGUCCCGAAAAGCCGCCGAAUAACGAACCCGCCGUGGUAGUGCCUAAGUUCGAAAACGACGUCGAUGCCGCCGAUAGCCGUGCGUCGUCACCAUCGGACAGGGACAAAUCCGCAUCGCCCAUAGAACAAAAAUACCGUGCAGAUUCCUCUACGACGCCGUCGCCGCAAGGAGACGAACCAAUGGACUACAUUCCCAGCUCCGCCGACAGUGAAAUUGAAGACGAUACCUAUUCUAUCAAAGACGAAGUUGUAGAUUUAGGAAACGAUACAUAUUUUUAUGAUGAUAGAACAUUUCCAUUUAAAGUUAACACGCCAAAGAAGGUUGGUUUUGAUCGUGGACUCGAACCCGAUCAUAUUGUUGGCGCAACCGAACAAAAUGGAAAAUUAAUGUUUUUAAUCGCAUGGAAAAAUUCAGUAGACGGAGAAGCUGACUUGUUGGAAGCAAGAGAAAUUUAUGAAAAAUCUCCUCAAUUGGCUAUCAAAUUUUUUGAGGACCGUCUCAUUUAUAUUCCACCUGAUCCACCUAUCGAUGUAGAAGAUAAAGAAAAUAUAAAAGAUGUAGAAGAUGUAGAAGAUAUAGAAGAUGUAGAAGAUAUAGAAGAUAUAGAAGAUAUAAAAGAUGUAGAAGAUAUAGAAGAUGUAAAAGAUGUAGAAGAUAUAAAAGAUGUAGAAGAUAUAGAAGAUAUAAAAGAUGUAGAAGAUAUAGAAGAUAUAAAAGAUAUAAAAGAUAUACAAGAUAUACAAGAUAUACAAGACUAAUUUUUAUACCUAUAAAAUAUAUAUUAUUAAUUGAAUGAAACACCAUUAUAAUUAGUACAAAGUACAUUCAUUAACAUUUAAGAAUUAAAAAUAACAUAUUUAAGUAUAUUUUUUGUACAGUUAUUUUAACUUUGAAGUAUUUGAAUUUUUUUUGUAAGUAAAUACAUGUACUCAUUUAUUUUUUUAAGAAUUCCCUAUUUUAUGAUUUAUGUAAUUCAAGAUUUUUUGUAUUCAAUAGCUUUUAUUUUUUUUUUCAUAUGAGUUAUAAUCUUCGGUAUUAAUAAGUUGCAGCUAUCCUUAAAAAUAUAGGUGUAUCGAAUUAAUUAUUGUAUUAUUAUACAUGUUUAACUGUUUUAUUUAAGACCUUAUUUUAACGUUACUGGCCAUUGAAAAAUAAAGAAUAUAAAUUUUA